Molecule: messenger RNA, 2249 nt
Organism: Tripterygium wilfordii
Lineage: Eukaryota; Viridiplantae; Streptophyta; Magnoliopsida; Celastrales; Celastraceae
Exons: 6
Coding region: 108-2249 (713 amino acids)
Molecular function (GO): nucleic acid binding
Source: RefSeq, a predicted model, not a curated record
UUGUGGAAGCUCCGACACUUACUUUGAAACCUCUUCCAUCUCAUCUUCGCUACGCUUAUUUGGGAAACUCUAAUACCUUGCCGGUUAUUAUCUCUUCAAAUUUGAAUAUGGAGGAAGAGGACAAGCUUUUAAGAGUGUUGAGGGAGCAUAAAAUGGCUUUGGGAUGGACAAUAGCGGACAUUCGGGGAAUUAGCCCCACUAUGUGCAUGCAUCGUAUUUUGAUGGAGGAGGAUUACAAGUCUUCGGUGGAACAUCAACGCCGACUCAAUCCUAAUAUGAAAGAGGUGGUGAAAGCUGAAAUUUUGAAACUUCUUGAUGCAGCAAUUAUUUACCCUAUCUCGGAUAGUUCUUGGGUAAGUCCGGUGCAAGUAGUUCCCAAAAAGGGUGGAAUCACGGUGGUGAAGAAUGAGAAGAAUGAAUUGAUUCCCACCCGAACUACUACCGGUUGGCGAGUUUGCAUUGAUUAUAGGAAGCUCAACAAUGCCACUAGGAAGGAUCACUUUCCUUUGCCCUUUAUUGAUCAAAUGCUAGAGAGGCUUGUGGGGCAUUCUUACUAUUGUUUCUUGGAUGGUUAUUCGGGGUACAAUCAAAUCCCCAUUGCUCCGGAAGAUCAAGAAAAGACUACUUUCACUUGUCCUUUUGGCACUUUUGCUUACAAAAGGAUGCCUUUCGGUUUAUGCAAUGCACCGGCCACCUUUCAACGGUGUAUGAUGAGUAUUUUCAGUGAUAUGGUGGAGCACACAAUUGAGGUGUUCAUAGAUGAAUUUUCUGUUUUUGGCUCAUCAUUUGAUGCUUGUUUGAAAAAUCUAUCCAUGGUACUUCAAAGAUGUAAAGAAACCAAUCUAGUGCUUAAUUGGGAGAAAUGCCAUUUUAUGGUGCAAGAAGGAAUAGUCUUGGGGCAUCGGAUGUCUCAAAAGGGCAUUGAAGUGGAUAGAGCUAAGAUUGAACUUAUUGAGAAACUCCCUCCACCAACUUCGGUUAAAGAGGUGCGAAGUUUCUUGGGGCAUGCGGGUUUCUAUCGGCGUUUCAUAAAGGAUUUCUCUAAAAUAACCAAACCUUUGUGUGAGCUAUUGUUGAAGGAUGUCAAGUUUCAUUUCACAAAGGAAUGCUUGGAAGCCUAUACCACUCUUAAGGAAAGGCUUACGACAGCCCCUAUUAUUACUUCUCCGGAUUGGAACAUUCCAUUUGAGCUCAUGUCCUUGCGGUACUUACUGAUGAAAAAGGAAGCCAAGCCAAGGUUGAUUCGAUGGAUUCUUCUUCUACAAAAAUUUGAUUUGGAAAUUCGAGACAAGAGGGGAUCCGAGAAUGUGGUGGCGGAUCAUUUGUCUAGAUUGUUGGAGGGCCGGGAGGAAGCCACCAUUCCUAUCAAAGAAACAUUUCCGGAUGAACAAUUACUUGCUAUUCACUCCUCUACAACUCCUUGGUAUGCUGAUUUUGUCAAUUAUUUGGCCAAGGAGAUCCUUCCUCCGGACUUAUCUCACUCACAAAGAAAAAGAUUUUUUUAUCUUGUUCGGUUCUAUUAUUGGGAGGAGCCUUUCUUGUGGAAGCAAUGUGCGGAUCAAAUUAUUCGUCGGUGUGUUCCGGAGGAAGAGAUGGAUGCCUACUCAUUUGUUCUUGCUUGUGAUGAAUGUCAACGUACGGGAAACAUUUCCAAUCGAAAUCAAAUGCCCUUGACCAAUAUUCUUGAGGUGGAACUCUUUGAUGUGUGGGGGAUAGAUUUUAUGGGGCCAUUCCCUAACUCUUCGGGCAAUUACUAUAUCCUUGUGGCGGUUGACUAUGUUUCUAAAUGGGUGGAGGCUAUGGCAUUGCCCACCAAUGAUUCCAAAGGGGUGUUGAAGUUUUUGAAGAAGAACAAUUUUACAAGAUUUGGCAAGCUCAAAUCGAGAUGGUCCGGACCUUUUGUAGUUACCGCGGUGUUUCCUCAUAGCGCCGUUGAGCUAAAGCAUGAAACUAUGGGAACUUCAUUCAAGUGUUUUGGUGCAGGUUAUGCAGAAUUGUGCAAAUAUGGACAGUGGCAAAAUCCGAUCGAUCGGAAUGGAUAUCCGAUCGAUCGGAGCGGGUAUGAUGCCUUCACUCUUCCUUCGCAUUUAAAUUUUGAGAUUGUGUGCUGCCAUAUGUUGAUAUUUCUUGAUAAUUGGAGAUUUGGGGGAGGUUGGCUGUAUGGAUUGAUUGAACAUGGAUUCGAAGUGUCUGAAUGUUUUGUUUGCUCUUAUUCCAUCAUUCUUUCUAGGAUACAAGGGAACCCAUGA